CACUUUCUAUUUAUUUUCUGGGUUCCUCUGAAUCAAAAAAAAAAAAAGCUAACAACUUUCUUUUCAUUCGAAUCAUUCUCGAUUCCUCUUUUUUCUUCCUAAAAAUUCAAUCUUUUGAAAAGUGCGAGUAAAACCCAUUUGAAAUUAUGUUUGUUUCCAAUUCAAAUUCUCAACCUUUGAUCCUCAAAUUCUGAAGAAAAGUGUUGUCUAUUUUUGGUAAAAAACAGUUUCCUCUUCAAGUUGCAGAGAGAUAUAGUAAGUGAACGAAAAAAAAAAUUCCAGAGAUGGUGUCACAUGAAGAGAACGUAAGUAUUGUGGAAUGGUUUCUUGGUCCGCCUUCAUACACGUUUCCUCCUUAUGGAGUUGAGUUGAUUCAUGAGCAAGACCAAUCCCAUCAUCAUCAUCAUCAUCAUCAUCAUCAUCAUCAUCAUCAGAGUGGUGAGUAUUACAGAGUGUAUCAAGAUCAUCACACUAGCAGUGAUGUUGACAACGAUGAGAUCAUUGCAAGAACACUACAAGACGAUUUUUUGCAGCUUCAAAUUUCAGAUGAUAAUAAUAACGAUUACUCAAAUCAUCAUCAACAUCAACAACAAGAAGGUUAUACUCACAAUUAUAGCAUUAAUAAUAACGAAUAUGGUUGGAACGAUCAACCAACUAGGGAUUACUCUUCAGAAUGGGUAGGAAAUGAUAAUGAUCAAGAUUGGAGGAACGAUGAUUCUCCUAAUAUCUAUUCAUCAUGUUCAAGCCCGAGUGACACGGAAGAGUAUGUGUACUCGUGGGAAUCAGAUCAGUGUGAUACUGAUGGUGAAUUUGGGAGGAGGUUGAAUCAGAUGGUCCCUAUUCCUUAUGUACCAAAAACAAAUGGAGAGAUACCUCCUGAAGAAGAAGCAGUUUCAGAUCAUGAUAGACUUCGGAAUAGAUUAGAGAUGUUUGAUUUCGCCGAGGUCAAAGUUCCAGGAGAUGGUAACUGCCAGUUUCGUGCUUUAGCUGAUCAACUAUAUAAGACAGCAGAUCGUCAUAAACACGUUAGACGACAGAUCGUAAAACAGCUCAAAUCUCGUCCAGAGUCUUAUGAAGGAUAUGUGCCUAUGAAGUUCUCUGAGUAUCUAAGGAAGAUGUCUCGGAGCGGCGAGUGGGGCGAUCAUGUUACAUUACAGGCAGCUUCAGAUGCGUAUCGGAUGAAAAUAGUAGUGCUAACAUCAUUCAAGAAUACAUGCUAUAUUGAAAUUGUUCCCACCUAUCAAGAAUCCAAAGGAGUAAUUUUCUUGAGCUUCUGGGCUGAGGUUCAUUACAACUCCAUCUACUUAAACGGAGAUACAUCAGCAACAGAGCUACAGAGGAGGAGAAAAUGGUGGCGUUUCGGAAACUAGAUGAGACUAUGGAUCAUCAUCAUCACUGAGAUAUUAAUAUAUAAAUAUAUAUUUACUUGAGAGCUAGAAAGAUACCUUUGAAAUAGUUCCUUUGUAUAGAGGAUGAACAAAGCUACAACAAUAAACGAAAUAAACUUUUUUUGCGAAAGAACAGAA
Molecule: messenger RNA, 1526 nt
Organism: Raphanus sativus (radish)
Lineage: Eukaryota; Viridiplantae; Streptophyta; Magnoliopsida; Brassicales; Brassicaceae
Product: OVARIAN TUMOR DOMAIN-containing deubiquitinating enzyme 10
Exons: 11
Coding region: 285-1370 (361 amino acids)
Biological process (GO): protein deubiquitination
Molecular function (GO): cysteine-type deubiquitinase activity
Source: RefSeq, a predicted model, not a curated record